CUAUGUGGGUGUAGCGUUUGCGGAAGACGUUGGCUUGCUCUCGCGAUACUUUGGAAAAGUCGUGGGAUUUUAGAAAUCGAGGGUUGUGGCAAAGGGGGUCGAUAUAAAAGGAACUCCUUAAUAUGAGUGAUGAUAAGCCCUUCCAGUGCACUGCUCCUGGGUGUGGACAGAGAUUCACUAAUGAAGACCAUUUGGCUGUCCACAAACACAAACAUGAGAUGACACUGAAGUUUGGCCCAGCAAGAAAUGAUAAUCUUAUCAUUGCAGAUCAAACUCCUACACCCACCCGCUUUUUGAAGAACUGCGAGGAAGUCGGGCUCUUUAACGAACUCGCAAGUCCUUUUGAUCAUGACUUUAAAAAAGCAACUGAAGAUGACAUCAAAAAGUUACCACUUGAUUUGUCACCUCUUGCUACUCCCAUUAUACGGAACAAAAUUGAGGAACCUCCAGUUAUAGAUGCACAUAGAGACAGCCCCCUGCCUCAUCCUGAAUCCACUACAAGUGAUGAUAAGGACUUAACUUUGCAGCCAGCCUCACUGCCAACAUCCACUAUAGUCCAUCCUGCAUCCCUUCAAGUUCCCAAUGUACUCCUAGCAACCACAGAGGCUAGUGUUGUAAUACAGCCAGCUCUCCCAUCGCCAACAUCUAGCUCUGUUAUUACCCAAGUCCCCUCCACUAAUAGGCCUCUAGUCCCAGUGACUGGCACCUUCCCUGUGCUCCUACAGUUGCCUAAUGGUCAGACCAUGCCUGUUGCAAUACCUGCAUCUAUUACAAGCUCAAGUGUACAUAUUCCAACUACUAUUCCCCUUGUCAGACCUGUCACCGUAGUGCCUGCCGUCCCUGGAAUCCCUGGACCCGCCUCGCCACAACCUCAGCCCGUCCAAUCAGAAGCAAAGCUGACGCUGAAAGCAACAUUAAGUCAGCAGCUUCCUCAGGUAACCAAUGGAGACGGCGGCGAGGUCCAGAGCAGUGCUGUAACCCACACUGUUAAUCCCGCUUCCCCGGCUCCAACCCCAACCCCAGCACCGGCUGCAAUCUUAUCCCCAGCUCCUCAACUGCCUACAAGCGAGGAAGCCUCCACACAUUCCCUCCAGCAGCCGGCCACCUCCACCACAGAGACACCCGCUUCUCCUGCUCCUUCUCCGCCAAACCCUCCAACCACAGGGGGUAGACGGCGCAGAACCACAAGCGAAGACCCUGACGAGAAGAGGCGGAAGUUCCUGGAACGUAACAGGGCUGCAGCUUCUCGCUGUCGGCAAAAGAGGAAAGUGUGGGUCCAGUCUCUGGAAAAGAAGGCCGAGGACCUCGGCUCCAUGAACACACAACUACAGAAUGAAGUCACCCUGCUGAGAAACGAAGUGGCUCAGCUGAAGCAGCUUCUUCUGGCUCAUAAAGAUUGCCCUGUAACCGUCAUGCAGAAGAAGUCUGGCUAUCACAAUGCCUGUACAGUCUCUGAUAAAGAUGAAAGCUGUGAGGAGAUGUCAGUCCCCAGCAGCCCGCAGAACGAGGCCAUUCAGCACAGCUCCAUCAGCACCUCCAACGGAGUCAGCUCCUCCUCCUCGACGACCGCGGCCGUCUCCGCCCCUCCCAGCGCCACUUCGGCCACAUCACAGCAGAGCACAGAGGAGAGCCAGCCGCGGAGGACAGGCACCAGGUCCCAGCCUUCAGCUAGCUGAUCGUCUCAAACUGUACCUUAGCGUCCCGCGCUGGAGUCCCAUUGGCUCUCAGAGCUUUUACUGUCACACAAAAGAAAGCUUCAGCUCUGGACCUAACAGUUUUUAAUUUAUUCUCGAUUGUUUUGUUGAUGUUUGGUAAAUUUUGUACUUGAUAGGCUAUGCUUUUAAAAAUGCAAUGUUUUCUCUUUACUAAAGAAAGGCACUUUAGGUGUGACAUGUAAAAAAAAAAAUUGUGGCUUAACUGUUUUUAUAGCUGUUUGAAUCAUUUAUUGCUCUUAUACAGCAGGGGAAAAAGCGCGUAAACAUUUCUCAGUUAUAUUUCUAAAGUAUGGAAGAAAAAAAGUCUCAUUGGAAUCUACCUUUUUUGUUAACACCGAAUUUUAAACACUGAAUUUUUUUCAACAACGGAUUUUAAACACUACAUUUUUUUUAACACCGAAUUUUAAACACUGAAUUUUUUUUAACACCGAAUUUUAAACACUGAAUUUUUUAGACAUUGAAUUCCUUACACUCAAUUGUUAUCUGGUAGAAAUUCACCAGAAACAAAAUCAGCUGCAAAAGUGUUGACCUUUUGGUGAACUCAAGCCAAAUCAAUCUACAUUCAAUAGAGUCGAGCAGCUUCUGGCCAAUGAAAUUAGCUCAUUUGGUCACGUGACACAGCGGCUGCGCUCACGGGUGCCGUACUAGCUGUGAUCGGCUCAGUUGUUUCUCCCAUUCUGAUAAGAGGAAAAACUAAUAGAUGUCUGUUAGUAGCUAACUGACGUUUUGUAAUUCUAUCUGCUUAACAAAAAAAUCCUCAUUCAGCCGCUGUUCCCGGCUGAAUGACUUUUGCGGCUGAAUUUUUUGCAGCUGAAUUUUUACCAGAUAAAAUUUAGUUUAAGUAAUUAAAUGUCUAAAAAAAUUCAGUGUUUAAAAUUCGGUGCCAAAAAAAGACAGAUUCCAAUGAGACUGUUUUUCUAAAACAUACUAAAGGGGUUGUUGAGAUGAAAUACACUACAGGUGUUGGUUAUAAAUCAACAACAAUUCAACCCAUUACUUAAUGAAUUAUGGAAAAUGAAGUAAAAUGAUACAAUGAAGGUUAGAGCAACCUGACUGAAAUGAGAUUUUGACUGUUUUUUGGGUUUUUUUUUGUUUUGCUGCACAAUCUGUCUUUAAAUCUUGAUUUUUCAGAUCUUUCCAGGGAUCUUCUGCUGGAUUUCAGUUCAGGUUACUAUACAAACUUGAUUGUAUCUUCUGAGGCAUUGUCUCGUUAAUAACAAUGUCUUCUGUUGGAUUUCCAUCCAAAAUCUUCUAAUAAAUGUCCCCUUUCAUUUAAAAUAUUAAUUUAUUGUCCAAGAAUGGGGAGUUCAUCUUCUAGCUCAGUAGUUCCAACCCUGGCCCUCAGGAAAUGCUGUGGAUUUUACAGGAGCUCCAGAAAAUGUUUCUUUCAUUUCGAUGUACACACAGACCUUUGCAGUCCUGUUAAACGCUUUUCUUUGGGUAGGCUUAAAUCUAUCUUAAGCUCUCUAUUGGUGCUCCUUGUAAUCGCUUUGUUGGUGGUUGAGAGGGCACCUUAAAUAAAAAAGUUUUUAAACAGGCAGUUUCCUCUUAACAAAGAGGGAGUUUGCCCACUGGUUAUUGCACAGCCCUCGAUUCCAACGUCUCGCAGCAGUAAAGUUGCAAAGGUCAUAAGCAAAAUAUUUGCUUUUUCUAAUCAAUUCUAUACAAUAAAAUGUGUUUUUGUUUUUUUUAUAUGAACCUGCUAACACAGUAUAUUCCUAAUAUGGACUUUUCCUGUCUUACUGCUAGUAGAUUCCAGCUGAUAUACUGGCUUUCUAUGAGUUUUCAUAGAUUUUCUCUGACUUACAGAUUUUUUAGCUUAAUGAUAAUUCAGCACCAUUGCACCAAUUUAUGAAGUCAAUUAUUUUGAUUUGAUUAUCUUGGUUCUUACUGACUAACAAUGUGAAUUUCAUCUCAAUGGCCCCAUUUAAAAAAACGCUUCCUGGGGAAAAACCUUGGCGUUACCUGCUAUAUGUUUUUUUACAUGAAGGCAGUCCAUUAAUAAGUUUACCAAAGUGCUUUAAGGUUCUUCUGUUUUAAAUCAUUUAUAAUUACUCUUGUUAUAAUAAAGUUUUUUUUGUUUGUUUGUUUGACCAUUUUGCACAUAUUUGAGAGAUGACGGGUUUACGUUCUGAGUUGGUUGAGCACCGGCAGCUUUUUUUAGUAGUAGAUUUUUGAAUGCUGACACAGACAUUGCAUAGCUGAAUUUGGCUGAGAUCAGCUGUAGUGGCCGUAGUGCAAGUCUGAAUGUUUGGGCUCACCUCUGCAUGUAAAAUAGUCCGAUGGAGGUGAGCUGCUUAGAUCUGUGUGUUUUCUCAUUUACAUUCCAUCUGUAGUCUGAUUGUUCCUGAAGCAGUGAUUGUAGGGUUGAGGUGCAUUUUAUUUUCAUUCCUCAGACCAUGGUGAUGUUGACCUUAUUCAGUGCCAUUAAUGUGUUUUGCAUAAAUGAUUUCCGUAUUCAUUUUAAUGCAGAUUAAGCUUUGGUUUAUCAUUGUUCUCCCAGAUUUAAAGGGCCCCAUGAACAUGUUUGCUCUGCUUUGUUAGCUGUGUUUGCUUUGCAAGUGACUCUUUAGGGCUUAAGUGUCUAAUGCAAAACAUUAAACUUUCCAUGAACAAAAACCUUUCUAGGAAACACUAAAAGAAAUUAGAUCAGUAAUACAUCAUAUGUGAUCUGUCUUGAUAUUUCAUUUUAUAGGAUUGUACAGCUUUAGUAGCUCCAUUACCUGGUAAAAAUGACUCACUUUGAGAUGCAUCUAUUUUUGAUUCAAUUGGCUUAUGCAAAAUCAAUAUCAUUUAGAUGUGGAUUGAAAUCACAUUAGCUAUGUUAGUUACAGUACAGCUAAUGUGCCUAAAGAAUUGUGAUAAUUGAGAUAAGUACAAAAAACAAAUUUCAACUUAAAAAGUCAGUUUGCCUUUUCCCUUUUAGUCUGUACUGGCUUACUACUGUGUAGUUGAAGAAAAAACAAACAGGUUAAGACAUUGUUUUCUUAAAAUGUGAUUUUUAAGGUUUUACUGUUAUGUGCUUAUCUGCAUGAAAUAACGAUUCUCUGCGAGAAUUUUGCAGUUUAUUUAUGUCUCAAUUAAGAAAACAUCAAACAAGUUAUUACAACUUGUAAAGGCUUAUGUGAUUUUUUUUCUUUUGUUUUUCCCCUCAGACUUAAUGGUUACUAAGGGGUGUGGUACUGUGUUGACAGUGUAAUUGUAAUGUGAAAGUUCUGUAAAAAAAAAAAAAAAAAAAAGUUAACUAAUAAGUUGUUGUAAUAAACCUUUUAAUAACUCUUUAAAAA
This is a messenger RNA of Cyprinodon tularosa, 5002 nucleotides long. It is a transcript of the gene atf2, whose product is annotated as activating transcription factor 2. NCBI's taxonomy places the organism in Eukaryota, Metazoa, Chordata, Actinopteri, Cyprinodontiformes, Cyprinodontidae. The record is from RefSeq and is a predicted model, not a curated record. Gene Ontology annotation, biological process: regulation of transcription by RNA polymerase II. Gene Ontology annotation, molecular function: cAMP response element binding; DNA-binding transcription factor activity, RNA polymerase II-specific. The transcript is spliced from 12 exons. The coding region runs from base 123 to 1676 and encodes 517 amino acids.